UGCCAUGCCAAUAUCCACUGAUCCAGAGAAUCUCUAGCUUCACAGCUAUAAAAUAGCCUUGGAGCUUUCCCGGUCUAAUUCUCACCGACGGAUCCCACUCCACCAGCCUCUCCCCUCCCAUUCGCGCGGUUAAAUGCUCUGGCUAAAGUGCCAUCAUCCUCAGCACCAGAAUUUCAAGCGCUCCCGUCAUGACAGCCCCCCAUAUGGAGAAUCUUGUCGGUCUUGUGGUCUCGGGUCUCUCGAUAUCAUGGCUUCUUGAUUGGCGAGGGUAAAAACCGUGGGGGUGUAACCAUCAUGUCAACUCUACGGGUAUUUAGCACAGGGAGCUAUGUUGAUGGGAGGGACCAUGUGAUGAGGUUGGGGUAUAUGAGCCGCUGCCCUCAUCAGCAGAUUUUGGCCAUGAUCUGAAUUUUUUAAUCAUUGAGAACUGUUGUUCAGGCUAUUUCUACAAUUGCUUUUGGUGAUAGAUUGACGGUGUUGUUGAACUCCACCGUGAUCCAUAUAAGACAGGACAUCCCACUUUGAGCUACGAGUGACGAAUCUACUUCAUCAUCCCACGACUCGCGACUCAAUUCUCCUCCUCUUCAUCUCAUCUCUCGUCUUUCACCUUAUCACAAUUACUCACAGCUAAAUAACAGCAACAAUGGCCAGCAACCUCUCCUUCGUCCUCAACAAGCCCGGCGACGUCUCCUUCGAGGAGCGCCCCAAGCCCACCCUCUCGAGCCCCCACGAUGUCCUCGUCGCCGUCAACUACACCGGCAUCUGCGGUUCCGACGUGCACUACUGGGUCCACGGCUCCAUCGGCAAGUUCGUCGUUGAAGACCCCAUGGUUCUAGGCCACGAGUCCGCCGGCACAAUCGUCGAAGUCGGCUCCAAAGUCAAGACCCUCAAGGUCGGCGACCGCGUCGCUCUCGAGCCCGGCUAUCCCUGCCGACGAUGCCAGAACUGUCUCGCUGGAAAGUAUAACCUCUGCCCGGAUAUGGUGUUUGCUGCUACACCACCCUACCACGGAACUUUGACCGGUUACUGGACUGCGCCUGCGGAUUUCUGCUUCAAGCUUCCUGAUAAUGUAUCGCAGCAGGAGGGUGCUCUGAUUGAGCCUCUCGCUGUCGCUGUUCACAUCGUCAAGCAGGCCCGCGUCAAGCCCGGUGACUCCGUCGUUGUCAUGGGCGCUGGACCCGUUGGUCUUCUCUGCGCCGCUGUCGCAAAGGCCUACGGAGCCUCCAAGAUCGUUAGUGUCGAUAUUGUCCAGAGCAAGCUCGACUUCGCCAAGGACUUCGCCUCCACCCACGUCUACGCUUCUCAACGCAUUGCACCCGAGGAGAACGCCAAGAACAUCUGCGAGCUCGCUGGUCUCCCUGAAGGCGCUGACGUUGUCAUUGACGCCAGCGGUGCCGAGCCCUCAAUCCAAGCAUCUAUCCACGUCCUCAAGAACGGCGGUAGCUACGUGCAGGGCGGCAUGGGCAAGGCCGACAUUACCUUCCCUAUCAUGGCAUUCUGCAUCAAGGAGGCUACAGCCAGCGGCUCAUUCCGCUACGGCGCUGGUGAUUAUCCUCUUGCUGUUGAGCUUGUCGCUACCGGCAAGGUCGAUGUCAAGAAGCUCAUCACUGGGGUUGUCGACUUCAAGCAGGCCGAGGAGGCUUUCAAGAAGGUCAAGGAGGGAGAGGCGAUCAAGGUUCUGAUCAAGGGACCUAAUGAGCAGUAAAGGAAAGGGUGAUGACGAUAUGAAUGACUGUGAAUGAGAACUAAAAGCGAAAAAGAUAUCCGGGCAUGGGAUGGCUUGGAUCAUAUGAAGCGGGGCGGCGGGUGAAGGCGUUUUGUCAUGAGUGGACUCGGUAUGAGUCCUUUACACCAUAGCAUCAUUCUAAGGCACUUAAUAGAUGUGAUUUGUUUCACUUGAAUCCCUGUAGAUUGACCACGGGUAGGCGGGUGUCACAGGCUGAGAUGCAAGGAGAACCGCGGCCCUCCUGGCUCGAAGAUACCAAUAUC
Messenger RNA from Fusarium odoratissimum NRRL 54006, 1989 nucleotides. Its product is annotated as L-iditol 2-dehydrogenase. The transcript is spliced from 2 exons. Gene Ontology annotation, molecular function: zinc ion binding; L-iditol 2-dehydrogenase (NAD+) activity. NCBI's taxonomy places the organism in Eukaryota, Fungi, Ascomycota, Sordariomycetes, Hypocreales, Nectriaceae. Bases 644 to 1705 code for a protein of 353 amino acids. The record is from RefSeq and is a predicted model, not a curated record. Gene Ontology annotation, biological process: D-sorbitol catabolic process.